GCAGGUGGGAGGAGGCGGAAAUUUCCGGGUGUGGCGCCCCGUCUUUCCGGGGAGCGGGGCGGCUCGUGUUGCCCAGCUGGAGGUGGGGUGGGAGCAGGAAGGAGUCCGGGUCUGGUGCGUGUGGCUGGGCUGGGCUGGGCUGGGCUGGGCUGGAGAGCGCUCUGGGCUGCCCCACGCAUGGGCUCGCUCCCCGAGGCAUGGGCUGGCUCCCUCUGCCCAUGAGUCUGGCCUUAGGGCGGGCCCCAGGCGUGAGGCCGGAACGGGAGCCGGGGAUGGGGCGGUGAGUUCCAGGGAAUGGAUUUCAGAGUCCUGAGCUCCUGCCUAGCGGUCGGGCCUGGAGGCUCUCCCUAUCCUGCGGAGUUGUGACAGUGCUGCUCUCUCCUUGGCAGGUGCCAUUUGUGUUAAGAGGCUUCGCCAAUUACUAGCCACAAAAGAGACUACACUGACUUCCUUUUGAUCAACUCCUUUUAAAGCAACAUCUCAUCAUGGCGGAACUGUCACCUGAAGAAAUUCAGUUGAGGGCCCACCAAGUCACUGAUGAGUCUUUGGAAAGCACAAGGAGGAUUCUUGGCCUGGCUAUUGAGUCCCAAGAUGCAGGAAUCAAGACGGUCACCAUGCUGGAUGAACAAGGAGAACAACUAACCCGGAUAGAAGAAGGCAUGGACCAAAUAAACAAGGACAUGAGAGAAGCUGAAAAGACCUUGACAGAGCUCAACAAGUGUUGUGGUCUCUGUGUCUGUCCUUGCAACAGAACAAAGAACUUUGAGUCUGGUAAGUCAUACAAGUCAACCUGGGGUGAUGGUGUGGAGAACUCAACAGACCAUGUUGUAUCCAGCCAGCCAGCACGUGUAACAAAUAAUCAGCCACAGACCACUGGAGGAGCAAGUGGGGGAUAUAUUACACGGAUAACAAACGAUGCCAGAGAGGAGGAGAUGGAUGAAAAUCUCACUCAGGUGGAAAAUAUCCUGGGGAACUUGAAAAGCCUGGCUUUGGAUAUGGGCAAUGAGAUUGAUUCACAAAACAAGCAAAUAGACCGGAUAAAUGAGAAGGCGGAUACCAACAAAGAUCGUAUUGAGCAAGCCAAUGCCAGAGCCAAGAAACUCAUCAAUAAUUAAUGAGCUUUCUGCCAUUGUCCAGUGUCUUUCUCCAGUUGCAAGUAACCAUUUUUAUAUCUGUGAAAUUUUCUGUAUUUCAAAACAACAGGGGUAGCGGAGUCAGGAAGCGAGUGAAGCAGGUUGCUUUUUAUAGUAUUUCCUUUUCUUAUCCUUGUAUGCAGAUUUUGCUUUGACUCCAUCAGAGCAGCAACAUAGCUCCUAAUCAUCUGCCCUACCUUUCUUAAACCUGCUCAUGGCUUAGAACAUUCUCAAAGCUGUAAAACUUUCUCUUUUCCUCCCUCACAACACAGAGUAUUCAAUUAAAAUGGAAUAAACAGGGUGGUAUAAUUUUGGAUUCAUAAUUGUGGAAAGGUUGGAGAGGAGACUUUACAAAUUUGGGUUUUUUAAUUACUUAGAGUUGUGCAUUCUGACUAAAAUAGAAACUUGGUGAUGCUUAUUACUUGUAUUUCUUAGUUUAGUAGGAUAACCAUAGUUUUACAGACACUUAGUUUAAUUUCCAAUCCAUAUAUAAACUACCAAAUUUAAGAAGUUCUGGCCCAAUGGCUACUUGUGGGUUGAGGACUUUAAAAUGCACACACUGUAAUUUGAAGGAAAUGGGAGGGGAACACAUGAAUUUUCAUUCUUUGAAUGCAAAGUGAUGUUGAUGUAGAGACCGUGGUUAAAAAUUAUGCUGCAUUUUCUGGUAAUACUGGUAUUGUGAAUAUAAUUGAUUUUAAACACUAUGCACCUAUUCUACGGUUGAACAGAAGAAAAUAACUCUAUUCACAUAUUUAUGCAAUGGAAAAGAUUUUGUAUCGAGCUUCUAAAUAUUUUCUUUAAAAGUAGGCUCAACAAAGCUUUAGAUAAAAAUUUAAGAUUAAUUGAAAACUUAAGUCUCCAGGAAAACAUCAGACAAACACUGAAUCUGACCUCCUAUAGUAAGCAUGCAAAUUUCCCAUCUGGAUUCCAUAUCAAAUUUACCUCAAUCAGUUCUCCCUGGAAUUUGUGUUGUGCCUUUCUCCACUGCAGUACCACAAAUCUCACCAAGUUCUGUUCUCCCACAGUGUUUUAGGGGCAGCUUUUUAAACUUCUGAAUGUAUAUUAAAUGAAUGAGGGAAUUUCUUCACACAUUUAAGUACAGUUUUUCUUAGUCUUUUAGUUUUUAAACUAUGUAUACAUAAUUCACCCUCUAUUCUGCAUGAUGGUUCUAAACUAUGCAUGUGCUACUUUCCCACCUAAUCUUAAUUUAAAUUGAUAUAUAAUAGAUAGCUCUUGUCCACUUAUUCAAAAAGCUAUGUUUCAUGAAGUUAAAUUUUUGCUUGGCAAAAUGUCGCAAUAAGUAGAACAUUUUAAAAUACUAUCUUGCUAUAAUGAAUGCUUCAUAUGAAGGAACUACUUCUGUUCCUCCCUUCUUACCCUGUUCUAGGAAUAAGAUGCUUGCUCUAUCUUUACUAUAAUAAAUCAGUUUAUGGAUUGGA
Messenger RNA from Dermochelys coriacea (leatherback sea turtle), 2572 nucleotides. RefSeq names its product synaptosome associated protein 23 (gene SNAP23). Bases 486 to 1115 code for a protein of 209 amino acids. Gene Ontology annotation, molecular function: syntaxin-1 binding; SNAP receptor activity. The transcript has 8 exons. The record is from RefSeq and is a predicted model, not a curated record. NCBI's taxonomy places the organism in Eukaryota, Metazoa, Chordata, Testudines, Dermochelyidae. Gene Ontology annotation, biological process: synaptic vesicle priming; exocytosis; synaptic vesicle fusion to presynaptic active zone membrane. Gene Ontology annotation, cellular component: plasma membrane; synaptobrevin 2-SNAP-25-syntaxin-1a-complexin I complex.